AUGCACUGGACCCCCGGCCCUCACCUUACUGUGGAUGAAACAAUACAGAGGUUUAUAGGACGAGCGAGCGAAAUUGUCAACAUUCCUACAAAACCUACACCAGAGGGCUUUAAAAUCUGGGUUCUAGCCAAUCAAGGCUACGUUCUAGAUUGGCUAUGGCAUGCUAAGGGGGACGGCAAUGGCCCAGUUGAUCUGGAUGAAUCAUUCCUUUCUAAGGGCUUCACCAAAACUCAAGCUGUUGUGUUAGAUCUUUUAACACAACGUGAUCCUAUUACAAACCAACGCAUCUAUCUACCGGGCAAGCAUAUAGUCUGGCUAGAUAAUCUUUUUUCCAGUGUGAAGCUAUUCGAACGGCUACGUGAGCUUGAGAUAGGGGCAGCUGGUACAGUUCGAACAACUAAGACGAAGAGGGAAGAGAUGGAAGGGGAAGAGUGUAAUAUUAUUGAGGAACCAGCUGCUGCUGCAGCUACACAAUUAAGGACCAAGAAGAGGGUGAAGGUGCCAGCCGAGAGCUUCAACCGAUCGCUUAUGGACCUCAAAUUAACGCACGAUAAACAAAUUGAGUGGGGAGAGCUAUAUGGCGCGUUGUCAGAGAGUCACAAGGUGAUCGAAUUUGCCUGGAAGGAUGCAGUAACAGUCUUGUUCCUGUCUACUGUUCAUGAAGGCAAGGCCUAUAUACAGAAGCUACGAAAGAGGCCUGCUAAAACUGCAUCAGGAUACCGUCAAACGGUGAAGAAUUUCGGCAACGAGGCCACGGCGUGGCUUGAAAUCCCGGUGUUUAUCGAUGAAUAUAACCUCUGGAUGUGCGGCGUUGAUAUUGCAGACCAGCUACGCAGCUGUUACAGUACAAAUCGCGUCCACAGGAAAACCUGGAAGCCACUGUUCUCUUUCCUGUUCGAUACGGCUGUGGGAAACAGCUACAUGCUCUCUUCCUACAGGCGAGAUCCGGGCUCAAAUGACCGCCAAUUGCGCCAAGAUUCGCACCUACAGUUCUGUAGAGACCUCAGAGAUGCCCUCCUCCAUGCAUCUGUUCGUACACAGCAGCAAAAGCAAGCCUACAAGGCGAAUAGCUUUAUGGAUAUUACCUGGAGGCCGGUCAGAGAGCAUCUACACGAGAAACUGUGGCAGAAACAACAGCCCUUCUGCGCCGCAUGCACCCGGGGCAAGCGCUCAACUGCAACACCACAUUUGGCGCUCGAAGCACAAAGAGAGAGGAAGGGCUGGAAGCGUCGGCAUCGGCCGCCUAGGACUUCGUACGGCUGUUCUGUGUGCAGGAUUCCACUGUGCACUCGAGGGAAAUGCUGGGCCGAACACGUAGCUGCCCUCAACACCAAACAGUAG
This is a messenger RNA of Mytilinidion resinicola, 1341 nucleotides long. RefSeq lists its product as uncharacterized. The record is from RefSeq and is a predicted model, not a curated record. The transcript has 2 exons. Bases 1 to 1341 code for a protein of 446 amino acids. Lineage: Eukaryota; Fungi; Ascomycota; Dothideomycetes; Mytilinidiales; Mytilinidiaceae.